This is a messenger RNA of Parascedosporium putredinis, 750 nucleotides long. The record is from the annotation of a GenBank genome assembly. Lineage: Eukaryota; Fungi; Ascomycota; Sordariomycetes; Microascales; Microascaceae.
AUGGCUCCCAAAGAGCUCGGCGACCCGCUGGUGCAGUCCCCAGAGGGCGUGCCCAACCCCACCACGAAUGCGUUUAGCAGAUUGAUGGCCCCAAAGCCGAAACGUCCACCCCCGUCCGUCACCGCUACCAUCGCACGGCGGUGGGGCGGUAGCGGUCGCGACGGUCUCGGCGUCUACCUCGUACGGCCCGAAAGCCACCCUGCCACCAGCGUCAUCUAUCACAACGCCGACUUCGUCGCUGUCAACGACAUCUACCCCAAGUCCAGUGCCCACACCCUCCUCCUCCCUCGCGACCCGACCCGCAGUGCUCAGCACCCCUUUGAGGCCCUCCAGGAUCCCGAGUUCCUGGCCGCCGUUCGCGCCGAGGUGGCGAAGCUGACGAGCCUCACCGCUAAGGAGCUCCAACGGCGAUUUGGUGCUACGAGCGCCGCGGAGGCUAGGAGACAGGCCAUCAAGGUCGGAAUACACGCCCACCCCAGCAUGAGCCAUCUGCACAUACAUGUGCUUUCUCGAGAAAUGUUCUCACCAAGUCUCAAACACCGUAAACACUACAACUCCUUCAACACGCCCUUUUUCGUGGAUAUCAACGACUUCCCACUCGCCGAUGACGACCCGAGAUUAGAUCCCGAUAGGGAGCGGUACCUGCGCCGGGACAUGGUCUGCUGGAGGUGCGGCAAGAAUUUCAGGAAUCAGUUCAAGGCCCUCAAGGACCAUUUACAGGUGGAGUUUGAGGAGUGGAAGCACGAGUGA